GAGCUGAAUGAUGACAACCUUGCAGAGUAAAGAUGAAUGCGGGAAGGGACCAAAGAAAACCUUUGCCCCACCUGCACAAAAACUGCAUAGCCUGAUGCCCUGUAACCUUAACUCAUCGAAGGAGGACAUCCUGGGGAUCAGUUCCCCAGAGGCAGAGACCAGGCCAAGCCUGCUAAAGGCCAGGUUAGAGAAGAAGAAGGAGAAAACAACCAAAGAGAAUGGUACAGGCAGUGGCCAGGAGAUAAAAGGAAAGGCUCAAGACAACAAGAAAGCAGAGAAGAAGGAAAAGGGAAAAUCAACUCUUACCAAUGCAGAAUUUGAGGAGAUUGUCCAGAUUGUGCUACAGAAGUCCCUCCAGGAGUGCUUGGCGACUUCCUGUGCCCAGCCUACAAGAUGUACCCAGUUAGACAAGGAACCAGGAAUUGCUUCUUCUACUACUGAUAAUAAUAAUGCUGAUGGAGAGAGGGUAGUGGUACCGCAUAUUCUAGAGAUUUCAGCCUCUCAGGAAGGUGGAGUAAUCCCUGAGAUAAAGACAUCUAAGCCAGGCCAGCCAGAUCCUGCACCCUCUGAGAAGAAAUUCAAUAAACUCUCCUUAAGCAAAAGAAAGAAGGCCGCUCAAGAUGAGAAAAUGGAGAAAGCCCAAAGUGGACAUGAGCACAAACAGAAAGACCAACUGAAGAAAACAGUUCAGGAUCAUUCUCAGAUCAGGGACCAGCAAAAAGGAGAGGGAAGUGGUUUUGGUCAAUGUCUAGUCUGGGUCCAGUGUUCCUCCCCAAACUGUGAGAAAUGGAGGCGGCUACGUGGGAACAUUGACCCCUCAGUCCUCCCAGAUAAUUGGUCCUGUGACCAGAAUACAGAUUUGGAGUAUAAUCACUGUGAUAUCCCUGAGGAGACCUGGACAGGGCAUGAGAGUGAAGUGGCCUAUGCCUCCUACAUCCCAGGAUCCAUCAUCUGGGCCAAGCAAUACGGUUAUCCCUGGUGGCCAGGCAUGGUAGAAUCUGAUCCUGACCUGGGGGAAUAUUUUCUUUUUGCAUCUCAUCUUGAUUCCCUGCCGUCCAAGUACCAUGUGACAUUUUUUGGAGAAACAGUCUCUCGUGCUUGGAUCCCAGUCAACAUGCUAAAGAACUUCCAGGAGCUAUCCCUGGAGUUAGCUGGAGUGAAAAAGUGCAGGAGUAAGGACUGCAGCCAGGAACUGGGGGCAGCCCUGAUGAUGGCUCAAGAGGCAGAGCAGAUCAGUAUUCAGGAGCGGGUUAACCUGUUUGGUUUCUGGAGCCGAUACAGUGGAUCUGACAACAGUGGGGAAGGAAAAGACGUAAUGCUCUCUGGGGCUAACAGCUUAGAUUCCUGCUUGGAGAAAGAAGAGGAAGAGUCAGAGUUGGAGGAAGAGGAGGAAGAGCAACAGAAAAAAGAUCCAACUUUGCCUGGUCCCAAGCCAGCCAAAAUUCAGACAAAAAAACCCAAGGCAAGAGGUGGAGCACAUGGACGAGAUGGGAUCCCGCAAAGGAAGACAAUGAAGAGAUCUCUGGGAAAUGAAUCUGCAGCUCCACCUUUACCCAUAAUGGGAGGGAAAAAAGGGCAUGGGAAUUCAGAACCUGAGCAGCCAGGCCCUAAGAAAAAAUUUAAAGCUCCCCAAAGCAAGGCCCCAGUAAGUGACUCAUCUGAGGACAAAGAAGCUAGAAUAGUGCCAGAGGUCCUGACCCCACCAGCUCCUCCCGGGGCCUGUCCCAUGGUGGGGAAAGAAGGGCCUGCACCCCAGGAGCCACGGCCUCAGGAGGCUGGAAGUGUCCCCUCUGACGAUGGAGCCUCCAGUGACCUGGACCUGGACCAACUCAUGGCGGAUGUUGGAGAAGAGCCGGAGCAGAGGGAGGAGCCACAGCACAGAGACGACGCAGGGGAGCUUGCCGUGGCCUCCUGUGAGGAAUAGCUGCGGGCUCGCACCUCCUUCCUGCUCUCUCAUCCCUCCUGUGGGAGCAGGAGGCAGAGCCUCUCAGAGGAUCCCCGAGAAGCUGAUAAAUGUUGGGGUUGUUCA
Molecule: messenger RNA, 2029 nt
Organism: Eubalaena glacialis (North Atlantic right whale)
Lineage: Eukaryota; Metazoa; Chordata; Mammalia; Artiodactyla; Balaenidae
Gene: ZCWPW1
Product: zinc finger CW-type and PWWP domain containing 1
Exons: 16
Coding region: 8-1924 (638 amino acids)
Cellular component (GO): nucleus
Molecular function (GO): zinc ion binding
Source: RefSeq, a predicted model, not a curated record